AUGGGUGAGAAUCGCAAAGCAGUGUCAAGAACUAAAGCCCGGUCCAAACGAGCGCAAUAUGUCAACCAGGCCUGUCUGCCGAAUCCGGCCUUGGCGAACCCUCGGAAUACACUCAACGCACCUAUCCAUACUGUCACCUCAUGCAACGCAACUGCCGAAGACAGUUCCAAAAUAACUACAAAUGAAUCCACGCUCAUCUAUGGUGAGACUCAGAAAGCUGGAAUGAUGCCACAUGCUUCGCAAAGCGUUCCGGAAUUCUGCGGCCCGUCAAGCUCCGAGUUCGCCUUAAGAGCUGUUAGCGGGAACCUCAGGGAGAUGGGCAUGCCUUCUGCUCUUCUCAGCGAGCUGAGCUGUGAUAGUGGGAACAUUUCGGAUGUCCCAUCUCGCUUCUCGAGUUAUGGCCCGUUCAUGAAGCUUGUGACUAUGGAUCCGUUAUGGGAUAUACCUAAGACGGAGGCUGCUACUCUCGUCAAAAAAUGGUUCACUAGCAUGGGCAGUCUUUACCCAUUUCUGCGCGAGCAAGAGCUGCAAGGCACAUUUGACAGGCUAUAUGCAGUUAUGGAGCCUAUCAAUGUUAGGGCGCCGGUCCCCCGAAGAGAGCUGGCAGCAGAUGUUCUUUUGAAUGACGAGACUAAUAAGUUGAAGAUUGUUCUCGCUGUUAGCAAAACAAUGGAGAAUGGUGGUAGGAACGUUCAAGCCCAGAGGUUGUUCCAAAGCACAACAGAAGCAGUUGAGAGUCUGAUAUGGAAUCCCAGUGGCAUCAGUGGCAUACAGCUGUUGGUAUUGACUGCCAUUUAUCAUUACCAACUUGACGAUGAAGUCCGGACAGGGAGGAUGAUUGGGCUUGCAGCAAGACUUUGCUUGGAGAUAGGUCUACAUCGACACACAACUAUAAAGAAGGUGUUUGUGAAUCAUGAGGAUCAAAAGACUGCGUUGAAUGUCUUUUGGUCUGUAUACAUGCUUGAAAGACGCAUUUGUCUUGGCCAGGGCAUUCCGUACUCCAUUCAAGACUCUUACGUGGACCAGUCGCUAUUUCUGCAGGAUAAUUCAGAUCCUGUACUUUGCUGUCUGCUCAAGUGGACUAAGCUUGUAGGGGGCGCGUGGAAGGUUAUGAACAUCGACGGAGAGAACGGAGCAGAGGUCCAAGGUGAUGAUCUCGAGUAUCUGGACGCCCAGGCCAGCCAGUGGUAUGACGAUCUACCACAGCACCUCAAGCUCGACAUAAGCCAUUGCCAAAGUCAGCCAUUCUCGACGUCCCUUUUUAUUCAAGCAGCUCUGUAUCUUCGUCAAAGUCUUCUUCGCAACUUGAUCUUCCGUCCUGUACUGCAAUCUGUCUCUCGAAUCAACCAACACGAAGCCAAGGCCCAUAUCGCAGUACGCCUGGCCAAAGACGCGGUGUCGACGCUUCGCAGACUGAGUACUCACAGAACAUUGAUAUUCUCCCAUGUUCUCUUCUUCAAACACCUUCUAGUUGCAGCAUUUGGGAAUAUCCUACUCGCAAUUGUACAUGCCCAUAGCCUAUUCUGGGAUACGGUGCGAACGGAAUUUGAUCAAGCGCUUGAUCUUAUUGAGCUUCUCAGCACAAGGUCGCCCCCAAUGAUCCAGUUAUGGCAUCGCCUGCAGGGCUUACGAGAGCUUCCUCAAUGGUUGAACGCAUUGCCAAAACCGGCGUUGUCAAGUGACCCUCAUACAGGACCCAGUGAAGACCGUGGAAGGGAUGGUUUAUUGCCGGGCUCACCGACUGAUUCAAUAUUCAACUCGAAUCUACCCUUUGAGUCUUUGUCUGGAGUUUUCACAUUCUCGUCUGAAAUCGGCAUUGGAAUUGACGGCUUUCCUGACUUUUCGUUUCUUUUACAUGAGAACCUCGAAUAA
Fusarium tjaetaba is the source of this 1872-nucleotide messenger RNA. RefSeq lists its product as uncharacterized. The coding region runs from base 1 to 1872 and encodes 623 amino acids. The transcript has 5 exons. The record is from RefSeq and is a predicted model, not a curated record. Gene Ontology annotation, biological process: DNA-templated transcription; positive regulation of transcription from RNA polymerase II promoter by galactose. Gene Ontology annotation, molecular function: zinc ion binding; DNA-binding transcription factor activity, RNA polymerase II-specific; RNA polymerase II cis-regulatory region sequence-specific DNA binding. Lineage: Eukaryota; Fungi; Ascomycota; Sordariomycetes; Hypocreales; Nectriaceae. Gene Ontology annotation, cellular component: nucleus.